AUGAAAGGUGUGAUGAGGUUUUGGAAGAAAGGGAAGCCCAGUCCUAGGUUCAUCGGUCUCUUCGAUAUUCUUAGCCGUAUGGAGGAGGUAGCCUAUAAGUUGGCUUUGCCUCCAGGUUUGGCUAGCAUUCAUCUAGUAUUUCAUGUCUCUAUGUUGAAGAGAUAUCAUGGUGAUGGUUCUUUUAUCAUUCAUUGGGAUUCAGUCUUCUUGGAUGAGAACUUGUCUUAUGAGGAAGAGCCUAUUGAUAUUCUAGAUAGAGAGGUUCGUAAGUUGAGGUCUAAGAAAAUUAUGUCAGUGAAGGUUCAGUGGAAGAACUGCUUCAUUGAGGAAGCUACUUGGGAGACUGAAUCAGAUAUGUGGCCUCAGAUUGAUGUCGGGAUUUUGGGUGAAAACAUUUAG
Lycium ferocissimum is the source of this 399-nucleotide messenger RNA. RefSeq lists its product as uncharacterized. The record is from RefSeq and is a predicted model, not a curated record. Lineage: Eukaryota; Viridiplantae; Streptophyta; Magnoliopsida; Solanales; Solanaceae. The transcript has 2 exons. The coding region runs from base 1 to 399 and encodes 132 amino acids.